AUGGACCCCUCUCUGGAGCAAGAGGAGCUGCUGCCCCUGAUGCUCAAGGCUGCCUCCAAAGGGAGCUUCAGCAGCUGGAUGGUGCUGGCAGAGGGGCUCUCCCGGGGAGAUGAUGCAGACCCACAGGCCUGCCUGGCUUCUGCUCCCCACUCAUACCUUCUGCACCCUGUUAAUUAUUACAAUUAAUUGUUGCAAGGGAAACAAGGCCAACAUGCACCAAAGUCCAGUGUGAGUGAGAAAAUCAGCAGUUUGCUCACAGCCAUGAGCCAGCAAACCACAGCUACCACGGAGCUGCCUGGGCUGCCAGGGGACACGGCAGCAGCCCUUGGAGUGGCAGACAUCGUCGUGGUGGUUCUGUACUUUGUCUUUAUCCUCGCUGUCGGGAUAUGGUCAUCAGUACGAGCGAGCCGGGGGACUGUUGGAGGCUAUUUUCUGGCUGGACGAUCCAUGACCUGGGUGCCUAUUGGAGCAUCCCUGAUGUCGACUGAUGUGGGCAGUGGUUCCUUCAUAGGCCUGGCAGGCAAUGCAGCAGCUGGGGGCCUUGCUGUCGGGGGCUUUGAGUGGAAUGCCAUCUGGCCACUGCUGGCUCUGGGCUGGAUCUUCGUGCCUGUUUACAUCACAGCAGGAGUUGUCACCAUGCCUGAGUACCUGCAGAAGAGGUUUGGCGGGGAGAGGAUCCAAAUCUACAUGUCCGUGCUGUCCCUGAUUAUCUACAUAUUCUCCAAGAUAUCUGUAGAUAUUUUUGCUGGAGCAUUGUUCAUCCAAACCUCUUUGGGAUGGAACAUCUACUUGUCCACCGUGCUCUUGCUAGCAGUGACUGCUGUCUACACCAUAAUUGGGGGGUUGACUGCUGUGAUUUACACAGACCUGCUGCAGACUGUGAUCAUGGUGCUGGGAGCUUUCUUCCUCAUGUUCAUAGGGUUUAAAAAAGUUGGCUGGUAUGAAGGACUGCAGGAGAAAUACUUCACAGCAAUACCACAGAUAACGGUUCCAAACACAAACUGUCACCUCCCACGUGAAGAUGCCUUUCAUUUGUUCAGGGAUCCCAUCACAGGAGACCUUCCCUGGCCUGCCCUUAUGUUUGGUCUCACUGUGGUGGCUCUUUGGUUCUGGUGCACUGACCAGGUGACGGUCCAGAGGUCUCUCUCUGCCAAGAACCUCUCCCAUGCCAAAGGUGGAUCACUGCUGGCAGGAUAUCUGAAAAUCCUUCCUGUGUUUUUCAUUGUCAUGCCAGGAAUGAUCAGCAGAAUUCUUUACCCAGAUGAAGUGGCCUGCGUGGACCCAGAAGUCUGCAAAAAGGUCUGUGGAACUGCUGUGGGUUGUUCCAACAUUGCCUACCCGAAGCUGGUGAUGGAACUCAUGCCUGAUGGGCUCCGGGGUUUGAUGAUUGCAGUGAUGAUGGCAGCCCUGAUGAGUUCCCUCACCUCCGUUUUCAACAGCAGCAGCACCCUCUUCGUUAUUGACAUCUGGCAGCGCAUCCGCAGGAAGGCCUCCGAGCAGGAGCUGAUGAUUGUGGGCAGAGUCUUCACCCUCAUCCUUGUGGUCAUCAGCAUUCUCUGGAUCCCAAUCAUUCAGUCAGCCAACAAUGGAAAGCUCUUUGACUACAUUCAGUCCAUAGUCAGCUAUCUGUCCCCACCAAUCGCAGCCCUCUUCCUCUUGGCAAUCUUCUGGAAGAGGAUUAAUGAGCCUGGUGCUUUCUGGGGCCUCAUUGUUGGCCUUGCCGUUGGUCUGGUUCGGAUGAUCAUGGAGUUUAUUUACACCGCCCCGUCUUGUGGGGAGGAGGACAAGAGACCAGCUGUGCUAAAGAACGUGCACUACCUCUACUUUGCCCUCAUCCUCUCUGCCCUCACCACCAUUGUCAGUGUCGUCAUCAGCCUCUGCACCCCACCGAUCCCUGAAGAAAAGCUGGACAGCCUCACGUGGUGGACCAGGCACAGAAAACCACCUGCCAUAAACCUGAAAAAUGAUGGGAGUGAAGCAGCAGAGACCUCAGAACACAGAGAGAAGGAGCUGGUGGAAACUGCAGCUCCAGGCGAUGAGGAGGAGCCAGCAGCCAAACGUCCCUGCUGGAAGGUGGCGUGUAUGUGGCUGUGUGGUGUGUCCUCCGGCCCCACGCCCGCCCUGACCCCGGAGGAGAAAGCUGUCCUGGAGCAGAGACUCACCAGCAUCGAGGAAAAGCCCCUGUGGAGGACUGUGUGUGAUAUUAAUGCCAUUCUCCUGCUGGCCGUCACUGUCUUCCUGUGGUCAUAUUUUGGCUGAGCUGGCUCAGGCAUGGCUUUGGUUGCUCUCGCCGUCCUGUCUCAGCUGGGAGCAUCAGGCAGCACAGCCCUUCCCUGCAGGCAGCGCUUGCUGGGAAUGACUGUGGGGCUCAGUUUCUCCCUGGGGGGUACCAGAACUCGGCACUGGUCACAUCUGGGAUGCAGGGGAUGUGUGAGAUAGCAUGUGGGGCAAGUCAGCAGCUUUGGGGUCAAGUUUAAGGGUGCAGAGCUGAGCCCAGCAAGGAGCAAAGGCUUUGGAAAGCCCAGCCGUGGCGUGGCUGGAGCCUAUCUGAGGGCUGACUUUGCUCUGCUGUGCUUAGGGGAAGGAGUUCUGGUUUACAGUGCUGUGGGGAAGGAGACUUAAACACUAGCUGUGUUUUUUUAUAUGGCCAAAUUUCAGAUAGGAUCAGUUGGGGAGCACUGGAUUAACUCAGCAUGACAGCCCCGGCUCCCACAGCCUCCCCACAACCUGUGGGGGACCCCUCCCACCCCACCCCUGGCUGGCAUCAGCAGUGGGUACAGGGGCUUCUUUCUGCUCCCUGAGCCCCCCAUCCUGCCUCCUCUGGGCUUACACCAGCCUGUGCCUGUCUGCUCACGGGGCUGAUGCUGCCCCUUAACAGCAUUUCCAGCAAUAAAGGUGCCUGAGUAACCAAGCCAGUCCUGACUGUGAGUUAUUGUGGUGAUCUGUCCUGCUCUGACAC
Molecule: messenger RNA, 2959 nt
Organism: Poecile atricapillus (Black-capped chickadee)
Lineage: Eukaryota; Metazoa; Chordata; Aves; Passeriformes; Paridae
Gene: SLC5A9
Product: solute carrier family 5 member 9
Exons: 15
Biological process (GO): transmembrane transport
Cellular component (GO): plasma membrane
Molecular function (GO): D-glucose:sodium symporter activity
Source: RefSeq, a predicted model, not a curated record